This is a messenger RNA of Conger conger (European conger), 2107 nucleotides long. RefSeq names its product reticulon 4 interacting protein 1 (gene rtn4ip1). The record is from RefSeq and is a predicted model, not a curated record. The transcript is spliced from 9 exons. Gene Ontology annotation, molecular function: oxidoreductase activity. The coding region runs from base 636 to 1880 and encodes 414 amino acids. Gene Ontology annotation, cellular component: mitochondrion. NCBI's taxonomy places the organism in Eukaryota, Metazoa, Chordata, Actinopteri, Anguilliformes, Congridae.
CUUCAGCUUGUGCUUCUACUGGAGGCUGCCAUAUUACUUUCAUUUUAUGGCAUCUCAACCUUGCGCGCUGUGAUUGGUUGAGGGCUGAACAUACCACUUUUUUAUUUGUAGAGUAAAGAGGUCAGUAUUUCGACCUAGCUAACAAAAAUAUUGGGCAUGACAGUCAACGUAAGAACUUGCGAUUUGUUUUAAGCAAGGUUAGCCACGUUUAUAUCAAAUAGUGUAUCGGUACGUUUCAUAGCGAUUGGCUGUUAUGCUGUGCAGGUGGCUGAAUAAGAAACGUUACCCGUAGCAUUAUCGUAAACAUAGAAAGCUAACUUAUUCGCUGCAAACUGCAAAUUGUGUCUCGAGGAAGAGACUAAAUUAAGCUGGCUAACUAGGCUGCAAGGUAACCAGACAUCAGUGUAGCUAGAAAUGAAGCAACCAAAUGUGUUGCAUUGAGCGAGCGUGAAGUGAAUGGAAUUGUUGCGACUGUAAGUGUACAUGCUUUUUUUGUGUCAGUUUUGAAAGCUACACUGAAAAGUAACAUACAGAAGGUAACUUGGCAAAGCUUGCUAGCUGGCUGCAACUUACCCGUAUCAACGUGCAUUUCGAUUGAUAUAUUUGGUUGCAGCCCGGGUACAAAUAACGUUAUAAUGAUAACGUUGCAUAGGAUCAGGAUAGUGGCUUGUAGUCGGUGGUUGUGUACAUCUCACAGUAAACCGCUGGGACUUAAUAUAUCGGUUUCUGGAGAGACGGGGCACGGUAGCGUCUCUUUCAGAAAGCUGAGCACCUCCGCAAACCGCCGCACAAUCAUGCCUGCCUGGGUUAUCGAUAAGUACGGAGGCAACGAAGUACUUAGAUUCACAAAAAAUGCAAGUUUCCCCAUUAUCCACUACCCGAACGAGGUCAUAGUCAAAGUCCAUGCUGCAGGUCUCAACCCAAUUGACAUCAGCAUGAGAGGCGGGUAUGGAGCCGCCACUCUGGCAAUGAGGCGUGACCCCCUGAACAUCAAUCAAGCCGGAAACGAGUUCCCGUUGAUCCUCGGCCGCGACGUGUCCGGGGUGAUCAUGGAGUGCGGCCUGGACGUGAUCUACUUCAAGCCAGGAGACGAGGUGUGGGCAGCCAUUCCUCCGUGGAAGCGGGGCAGUCUGGCGGAGUUUGUGGUGUUGAGCGGGAACGAGGUGUCCCACAAGCCCAAAUCGCUGAGUCACUCUGAAGCUGCGGCCAUCCCCUAUGUGGCCUCCACAGCCUGGUCGGUCCUGGUCAACACGGGCGGCAUAACCAAGGACAACUGUGCCCGGAAACGCAUGCUGAUUAUCGGUGCCUCAGGGGGAGUGGGAACGUUUGCUAUCCAGAUGUUGAAAGCUUGGGGCGCCCACGUGACCGUGACCUGCUCCCAGAAUGCCGAGGGGCUGGUCAGGGGGCUGGGCGCGGAUCAUGUGAUCGACUACACGACGGACGACGUGCCAGAGCAGCUGAAGUCUCUAGAAAAGUUUGAUUUGAUCCUGGAUAAUGUGGGCGGGGCCACAGAGAACUGGGCUCUGGACUUCCUGAAGCCCUGGGCCGGUGCCAAGUACAUAACCUUGGUGACGCCCUUCCUGCUGAACACAGACCGGCUGGGCGUGGCCGAUGGCAUGAUGCAGAAUGGGGUGACCCUUGGCAGGAAGACCCUGAAGUACAUGUGUAAAGGGGUACACUACCGUUGGGGUUUUUUCUCUCCAAGCGGCCCCAGUCUGGAUGAAAUCAGUGAAAUGGUGGACGCAGGACAGGUCCGUCCCGUGGUGGAGGGGCAGUUCUCCUUCCCCCAGGUGCCCCAGGCCUUCCAGAGGCUGGAGGAGGGCCACGCCCGUGGCAAGACCGUCGUCAACGUCGUCGCGGGCGACGAGGGCGCCGAGUAACCACGGCAACGGCCUGGCAAACGGAGGGGUUUCCCGAUUGACCCAAUAAACACUCCGGGGCUGAAAGAGAACGCUACGGCGCCUGGCUGGCAGGGUCCACUGGACCGACGAUGACGACCUUUGACCCCCUGCUGGCGGGAAACUGCGAGUCACUUCUCUGUUACUGUGUCUCACGCUCUUAUCGGUGUUCAAGGUGUGGUGGAGAUGUGUUAAAUAAAACUAACGGA